This is a messenger RNA of Trichomonas vaginalis G3, 426 nucleotides long. RefSeq lists its product as uncharacterized. Lineage: Eukaryota; Parabasalia; Trichomonadida; Trichomonadidae. The transcript has a single exon. The record is from RefSeq and is a predicted model, not a curated record. Bases 1 to 426 code for a protein of 141 amino acids.
AUGUCUUUUGAGAAAGCGAAGAGCAUCAUCGCUGAGUCCGAAAGGGAACUCCGCAAAGAAAUAUCAAAGAUUAUAGAUGAAAGGAGUGUUCAGAACAAAGUUCUUGAAGAGGCAAAGCAAACUGCAGAAAUUCAAGCAAAACAUUUCCUAGAUGAUGAAGUAGCUCCUCCUCCAGAGAUCCCAGGCAUUUUAGCAGAUAGUGACGAGAAAGAUGAAUAUCUUUUUGUUCUCGAAUACCUCGAAUCUCUCGGAUUGAAAAUUACACCAACAGUUCUUAGAUAUGAAUCACAGCAUCCAGAAGUUCAAUGCGAUCGCAAGAAACUCGCUCGCAAUUAUAAUCUUAAAAACUACGAUAGAACACCUCUUCUUGUUCAAUUAAUCGAAGAGCGUCUUAGAAAUAUGGAAGUUACUACUACAAUGAACUAG